Messenger RNA from Nicotiana attenuata, 795 nucleotides. RefSeq lists its product as uncharacterized. The coding region runs from base 1 to 795 and encodes 264 amino acids. The transcript has a single exon. The record is from RefSeq and is a predicted model, not a curated record. Lineage: Eukaryota; Viridiplantae; Streptophyta; Magnoliopsida; Solanales; Solanaceae.
AUGAAGUCAAAGCCAGUUAAGUUUGGGUUCACAACAGUAUAUGGGCUACAUACCAUCAAAGAUAGUAAACCUUUGUGGGAUAAGCUGAGGCGGAUUAAUAGCAAUCAACAAGGUCCCUGGCUGGCAAUGGGUGAUUUUAAUGCAGUACUUCAUGUAACAGAUAGACAGCAUGGAUCAGAAGUGCAGGACAUGGAAGUGAAAGACUUCAAGGAGUACAUGAUGGAUACAGGCAUGAAUGAACUACAAUCUGUGGGAAGGGGUUAUACAUGGACAAAUAACCAUACAUAUAGUAGGAUAGACAGGGGGCUGGUGAACACUGAGUGGAUGAUGACUAUGCCUAGCUUGAAAAUUCAGGUAUUAGAGCCACUAAUAUCUGACCAUUCUCCUCUGAAGCUGAUGAUCACACAGGGGCAUACAAAGAAAAGCAGACCAUUCAGAUUCUUUAAUUGUAUUGCUGAUCACCCUCUCUUUAUCCAACAAGUUGAAAAGGCUUGGAAUGAGGGAAAGGAAGCUGGUAAAAUACAAACAGUCUGGCAUAAACUAAAGAGAACUAAGGAGCUUGUCAAGGAUCUAAAUACAAAGCAUUACAAAGGACUGGAAGGAAAAAUUAAAGAGGCAAGGAAAGAGUUGCAAACAAUACAGGAAGACAUGAGCAAUAGAAUGCAAGACACUGAGCUAAUUGAGAAAGAGAAGAUAAUGAAGCAGGAAUUAGAAAAGUGGGUGAAGAUUGAGGAAAGUGUCUACAAACAGAAAACAAGGGUGCAAUGGCUGAAACUGGGAGACUCCAAUUCAUGA